Messenger RNA from Polyodon spathula (Mississippi paddlefish), 2952 nucleotides. It is a transcript of the gene uvssa, whose product is annotated as UV-stimulated scaffold protein A. Gene Ontology annotation, molecular function: RNA polymerase II complex binding. Gene Ontology annotation, biological process: response to UV; transcription-coupled nucleotide-excision repair. The transcript has 14 exons. The record is from RefSeq and is a predicted model, not a curated record. The coding region runs from base 196 to 2466 and encodes 756 amino acids. NCBI's taxonomy places the organism in Eukaryota, Metazoa, Chordata, Actinopteri, Acipenseriformes, Polyodontidae. Gene Ontology annotation, cellular component: chromosome.
GAAGCUAGAACAAAAUGACUAAAGAAAUUAAACGUGAACAACACGGCAGCACUGCUUGAUCGCCAGACGAAACUGCGUUAUAUCGCCACAGUGAGAAAUAACAAUUAAAGGGUUAUUAUGUUCUUCAAACCUACUGCUGGCAAAGAGGACCAUUUAUUUUUUUUGUUUUACGGAGUCUGAGUGACCGUGGCAGAGAUGGAUCAUCAACAGAGAGAUAAGCUUUCUGAACUGGUCGAACAGCUGACAACCUCAGGAGAACCUCAGCUAAGUCCAGCUAAGAUGAAGGUGCUGAAACAAAUCUGCAGAGCCUCGGAGGAAUACAUUGAUCAUGGGUACCAUCUGAUCAUGACACAGCUGAAACAAGAGCAUGCGGAAAUCCGCCUGGCCGCCUUCCAAAUCGCAAGCGAGCUCUUUGUCCGCUCCCACCAGUUCAGGACGCUGCUGGUCUCCAACUUCCAGGAGUUCCUGGAGCUCACCGUGGAGACUGACCCGUCCGAGCAACCCCUGCCCCCGCCCAAGGAAGUUGCUCGGAAGCUGAAGAAGAUGGCUAUCAGAUCUGUACAGGAGUGGCACGGCAAAUAUGGGGAGGCCUACAAGAAACUUGGCCUGGGUUACCAUUUCUUGAAGCAAGUCAAAAAGGUGGAUUUUCAUGAUGUGGAAGCCAGGACGCUGGCGGAGAGGAAGAGAGAAGAAGAAAAACAGAAGAGACUGGAAAGAAUUUACAAAGAAAAGGUCACAAAAGUUGAGAUGGAAAUGGAAGAAACCUCUGCAGAGAUCCAGGGCUGUCUGACUGAAAUUGAGAACUGCUUCAAGCUCCUGAUGCCAGACCCCUUGGAUUUUGCCCUCACCGACUUUGAGCCCUCGUCCACAGAAACGGAUAUCGGCAGGAAGCCAGCAGCUGCCCCCGCCUCGCAGAGCGACCCCCGCAGCUCCAGGCAGGAAUACCAGGUCACUGACCGUGAGCAGCCAUGCUGCAGCAAGGACCUCCGGACCCUCUCCACAGAGCAGACAGCCAAGGAGGAGGAGGAAGAAGAAGAAGAAGAAGAAGAAGAAGAAGAAGAAGAAGAAGAAGAAGAAGAGAGCGACGAACAAGACUCUGAUAUGGAGUCCAUUCCAGAGGAAGAAUCAUUCAUUCGAAACACCGGCCUGAUUUCACAUAAAUACAACAUCACCCUUGACAUUUCCACAGAUCUAAAGAUACAGGAGAAUGAAGACAACAGUGCUGUGGUCAGCAACAUAAGGGACUUGCACAGGCUCAUCACAACCAAGCACCUGCCUGCUGUGCAGACGUGGCUUCAGGUAUUUACCAAAGCUGGUGUAAACGAUGAGCGACUGAAACGUGCAAUAGAGUGCAAGACAGCCCUGGAGGCUGUGGUUAAAAAACAUGAAGACAUGCACAUUAACUACAAGAGAAGAGACAGGACAGCGAUGAAGGCAGCUGCUGAUGAUAAUGAUGAAGAGGAUGACGAUUUUGAGGAGGUCCCGGAGAAGGAAGGUUACGAGCCCUGCAUUCCAGACCACCUUCGUGGGGAGUAUGGCCUGGAUCCUGACCCGGCCCCUAAGCCAGAAAUGUUAAAAAGAGAGAGGCCGGUGAGGCCAGCUGUCCCUCACCACCCUCCCAGACCAAAGAGGAGUGUGAAUGAUGAGGAUCUGGAUCCGACCUGCGCUGCAGCCACGCUCAGACUCCUGAAACGCAGGCUGCAGUCUGCCCAGUCCACCAGCGUGCCUGAAAGCUCAGAGUCAGCAGCCUGCGCCGCACGUGAGCCCGGCAGCAGCGUGGGAGGCAAGCUGCAGGAGGAGCAGGAAGCCCAGGCUCCCAUUAUGCCAUUCGGACUCGACCUGUACUACUGGGGACAGGACCAGCCCGCUGCUGGCAAAAUAAUCAAGUCGAGCUCCCUGCAUCAGUUCUGGGUCCCUCACGAGGUGGAGGAGGAGGUGGAGAAUCCAGAGCUGUCUGCCCUGGUGAAGUCUCGGUACAUCACCUUCGCAGGGAAGUUUGAACCCGUCAAACACAAGUGCAGAGCACCAUUGCCAAACGGGGCUCUUUGUGAACGUCAGGACCGAGUCAAGUGUCCGUUCCACGGACUGAUUAUCCCUCGGGAUGAGCUGGGAAACCCGACUAACCCUGAGGAUGCAGCCAGGCUGGAGAGGGAGAAGAGGAACAAGCAGCAAGAGCAGCCAGACUGGCGGGACCCGGAGCUGAUGAGGGAGAUUGAAGCCGCCACUGGGGUGGAUCUGGGCUCCUCCAAGAGCUUCGGGAAAGGGAAGGGGCCAAAGGGCAAAGGCAAGAAGAAGAAGUACCCUAACCUCACUGACCUCAAGCAGAACUCUAACACAGCCCGGUCGAGGCUAGAGAAGAAAGUAUUCAGCAAAGGUUCAGUGAAACGUGUGACAGAAGCAAUGAAUCGAAUCGACAAAAAGAAGCAUGACAAGUUUGCAAACCAGUUUAACUAUGCCUUGAAUUAACAUGCAGACGAGAUGCCCCUCUUUCAAGCUGAACUGAAGCAGUUCCUUUAAUGGGUUAAACUGAAAAAUACCCAGGCAGCUGCACUCUACUGUACUCUACUGUUUCUUGUCUUGUAUCAUUGCUAUUUAUUAUAAUGUACAGUUAAUUGUCUUUUUUGAUCAUAGCAAUUGUGUAUUUUAGUGUUGCAAGCUUGUAACUUUUAAUAUUUUAAUGAAUUGAAUAAUUUAGUUUCCAUUGUAAAAUAUCUGAAGGCGGUGUUAUGAAGUCAGGUUUUGUAUUCUCUUUGUAUUACUUUUACACAAUGGGAAUCUAUUAAUUGCAGUGCCACUGGUCUUUUACACAAAUGUGCAUAGCCAAACAAUAAAUGUUUCUGUUCUGAAGGUACUGUAAUUACAAAUAGAGACUAGUGUUGUUUUUUUUUUUGUUUUUUUUUUAAAGGUUAGGUUGUUAGAUGUAUUGAUGUGCUCAAAUAUUUUUUUUAAAUU